This is a messenger RNA of Capronia epimyces CBS 606.96, 369 nucleotides long. RefSeq lists its product as uncharacterized. The record is from RefSeq and is a predicted model, not a curated record. NCBI's taxonomy places the organism in Eukaryota, Fungi, Ascomycota, Eurotiomycetes, Chaetothyriales, Herpotrichiellaceae. The transcript is spliced from 2 exons. Bases 1 to 369 code for a protein of 122 amino acids.
AUGCCCGACCAUGCCAAAGGCACCAGGGAGCAGAGAGUAUCCUACGUGUCGUCGUUUGUGCGCUGGGUCCAGCUGAAAAAGUACCAAUAUGAGGUCACCUUCUCGCUGUACAUGCUUACACCCACCGAGAAGUUCAUUUUCAAUCUGAUCCUCUUCGUCCUUGUCUCUCUCCUGGUCACGGCCGCGCUGUUCUACCUCCCGAACCAUAUGGCCCUCAUCUACAAUCGCAUCUACUACUAUGUCAACGGUGAAUUCGCCUACGCCACCGCAGGCGCGGGAGGGAAGGUGUCUUCUUACGCGCCCGCACUGGUCACCUCUACCGCGCAGAUCGUGGGAGACACGGCCAAGGCUACGUUGAGAGAACUCUAG